AUGGACUUGUCCAGACUACUCCCUGACUCUGGACAUUUUUCCAGCCUUUUCGAACGUGAAGAGGUGGGACAGGAAACCUACACUCCCGACCAGCGACAUCUGAUCCGAAUAUGCUCCAUCAGCUCCUCGUCCACCUCCAUAGUCUGUGGACUGGUUGCCUUCUACACUCUGGGGAUGAUACACCCUAAAAGACGAAUGUUCCGCCACGUCCUGGUUGCCAUACUGAUUGCCUUUGACUUUCUCAAAGCCAUAAUGUUGCUGGUAUAUCCAGCAAGGUCCGAAAACACCUCCGAAGGGUCUGUGCAAAACACUAAAUUCCUCAACGCGAUAGGAUGGCUAACAUGCUUCAGCAUCGAGGGCGCCGACCUCAUCAUCGUCUGUUUUGCUGUGCACAUCGCGCUUCUGAUUUUCCGUCCAGCUGUUUCCCAGCACUCCAAUGGCGAAGGCGGUCUUCACACGGUCCGAAACUAUGUCUACAUCUUGACGUUUCUUAUUCCCGUGAUUCUCAGCUCAGUCACGUUCGCGGGACACAAGCGUUACAUAGACCAGGUCAGCUGGAGUUACAUGGAGCCGCUUUCCGCGGUCUGGUAUCUGACCUGGAUCAUCCGGUAUUGUAUUGCCAUCCUGAUCGUCACGAUCUACGUCUCCGUCUAUUUCUACGUGAUGCGCCAAUACAGGGCUGUGAGCAGCAAUAUGGACUUUGUGAGCCAUCAGAAACGCGGUUAUGUGUCUGAAGUCCUGGGAGACUCGCUCAUGUACAAACUGGGCCAGCUGCUACUAAUGCUAGUUUUCCCAGACGUGCAAAUCAGUGCCAAAUUGCAUGGGAAGGACCUCAACACCGACACAGACAUUGAAAACAUGGACAGUCUCCGCCACCACGACCCAGAACUCGCGGAUUACCAUCUUCCACAGUCUCCACAGCCGCCGAAGCCGGACCGCUCGAGACACGACAUGGGAUUGGAUAUCCAGCAAUUGCUGCACGAAGAAGCAAUGGAACGACUGCGAAUACGACAAUUGCAAAUUAUGCGCCAGAUGAAGGUGGUGUUCAUCUAUCCCGUGUCCUAUAUGCUACUAUGGCUGUGGCCGUUUGUGGCCCAGUGCUACCAGCUACAACGAGGCCGUCGAGCAUACUACCAUUUGUGGGUAUUCUGCAUCUCCUCCUUCUUCCAGGCGUUCAACUGCACCAUCGACACCUUGGUGUUCCUGUUUAGGGAGCACCCAUGGGACCUACGAGCCAGCAAAGUGGACCCCUAUGCUGAAUAUAACUACUGCUGGCUCCGACGCAAGCUCUCUUUUCUUCCUGGCUACAGACUCGGCCGCGCCACGACGCUGGACGCCAACAAGACUUCCAGGCCGAACGUUGAUCACCACGGCUCGCAGUUCGACGUGCACGCUUCCGACUCCAGAUCCAGCUCGAUCAUGGUCCCCAAAGAAAACUCGCACAAUAAUCCUGUCAGUCUGGCGGAUUUUCUCAACUCCUCUGCCCCGAAAAGCUCGCAAGCAACGGCAAACCCUUCGACACGACGCAGCUCCAAGUUCAGCUGGCGCGCGUUCUCGCACAUAGGCUCGUUGACCGAGUCCAACCACUCUGAUGAACAUAAGGAUGCGCCCAAAGAGCAGGACUUGCGCAAAGGCAGCGUAACCAGCGGAAAUACGUCCUCCACAGACGACAACGUCGAGAUGGACCUGAUAUAUUUCCUCAAAGAAGGGCGCCCAUGA
This is a messenger RNA of Ogataea angusta, 1719 nucleotides long. RefSeq lists its product as uncharacterized. The record is from RefSeq and is a predicted model, not a curated record. Gene Ontology annotation, cellular component: plasma membrane. Bases 1 to 1719 code for a protein of 572 amino acids. Gene Ontology annotation, molecular function: G protein-coupled receptor activity. The transcript has a single exon. Gene Ontology annotation, biological process: adenylate cyclase-activating G protein-coupled receptor signaling pathway. Lineage: Eukaryota; Fungi; Ascomycota; Pichiomycetes; Pichiales; Pichiaceae.